AUGAUUAGAUGUCCUUAAGUUGAUCAUCUAAAUCAAUAAAUAAUAGGGUUUUGUAUAGAUAAUAAAUGUCAAAAUGAAAGACCUUAUUGUCAAGUUUGUUUGCCUCGCCAUGAUCAACAUCUUAACAAGUUAAUAUCUUAGGAGCUAUUAUCAGAUUGGAUGAAGGAAAGAAUUCUUACGAUUUAAAAUGUUUAAAAGAAUGCUUAAGAGUGUGAAAUUGCUCUUGAUAAUCUAAUAAAUGUAUACCUUCCUUAUUUUAAAAUUAAUAUGUUACCAUUCUCAGAUUUGGAAUUUCUCAAAUUGAUUAAUUAAUUAAUGAUAUAUGUUAAAUAGAGGAUUGUGAAGAAACUUUAUUUAAAUAGCUUAAACAAACAAUAGAACAAAUAAAAUUGAUUAUAAAUGCAAUAUUGAAAAAAAGAAAGAAUCAAAAAAAUAUAAAGUAAAUAGAUAAUUAAUAAAUUACAAAUAGCAUUGUUGAUAAAUAAAUAUUAGAAUAACCGAAGUAUCAGUUUAUAUAAGAAUCAAAUCUAAAUCCAUUAACCUUUGACCUCAUAAAGGAAAAUUCAGUUAAGUAAAGAAGGGUGUUAUGCUAUUGCUUCCAAUACAGAUUAGUCAAUCCUGUUAGCUGGAUGUGAUAAGGAUAUCAAAGUAUUUCAACAUAUAAGAGG
Messenger RNA from Paramecium sonneborni, 668 nucleotides. NCBI's taxonomy places the organism in Eukaryota, Ciliophora, Oligohymenophorea, Peniculida, Parameciidae. The record is from the annotation of a GenBank genome assembly.